Messenger RNA from Prorocentrum cordatum, 1430 nucleotides. Lineage: Eukaryota; Dinophyceae; Prorocentrales; Prorocentraceae. The record is from the annotation of a GenBank genome assembly.
CAACGGUGCAGACGGACCAUGGGCCGAAUCCCAUGGAAGGCAAGCAGUCAUCCAUCAAGCUCACGCUGAAGGAGCGAGGGUAUCUCGCAUCCGUUGUCACCGACGGCCAGUGGUGCCAGAGCCGCAAGUACGAGAAGGGCAUGGCCUCUGACGACUCGUGCUUGCUGUGCGGCGAGGUCGGCACCCUGCUCCACAGGCACUGUGGCAGCUGCGCAGGUUGGCCGCCAGAGCUGAAGCUGCCCGACAAGAUGCGCGAGCUGGCGGCGAGGUCGGACUUGCCCGAAGUGCGCUGCCUGCUGGAGCGCGUGCUGUGGGCGGCGCCGACUGGCAUCGUCAAGCCAGCCCCGUCGCCGCACGUUUGCUGGCUGGGCGAGAGCGACGGCUACUUCCCCUCUGGCGAGCUCUACCUGGACGGCUCGCAGUACGAGGGCGACUUCGAGCAGUACGCGAGCGUCGCCUGGGCCGUCAUCGCGCUCGAGGCCGACGCUGACGCCUUCCUGUGCGGGGCGUCGGGGAUGCUGUGCGAGCCCCACGUCGACAUCAACGGCGGCGCGCUCAUGGCGCUCCUGAUGGUCCUCAGGUUCGCGGUGCCGCCCGUCACCGUCGUCGUGGACAGCGGCUUCGUGCACCGCGGCCUGCUGGAGCUGGGCCCGAGGCGCACCACCGCGCACGGCGCGGCGUGGGCCCACCUCUGGAGGGAGGUUUGGGCCAAGCUGGAGGACUUCGGCGGCCUGGGCGACGGCGGGCUGAAGGUCAGGAAGGUCCCCGCCCACCAGACGCAGAGGGCGAUGGUCGCCCACGGGAAGAUCUCGUACCGCGACUGGCUGGGCAACGGCAUGGCGGACAAGGCCGCCAAGUCGGCGGCGGCGGCAGGACGGAUCCGACAUCAGGAUCGCAGGAGGCUCGUCAUGGCCGACAAGCUGGUCGAGGGCGUCGCGCUCUGGGUGUCGGCGGUGGGCGGCGCGCUGGACGGCAGGGACACCACCCACCGCGUGGCGAAGCCACAGCGCCCCGCGCCGAAGGCGCUGCUGGCGCAGCCGGCCGCCAGGCUCUCCUGUGCCUGGCGCGGGGGGCCUGGCAAGCGGUGGUGCAGCCGCUGUCGCUGGGUGGAGCGCGCAGGCGAGUGCCCAGGCACCAUCGUGCCAGCGGCGCUCCAGCACAACGCCGAGCUGGCCGCCAGGGGGCUCAGCACGCACGUGCUCGUGCGCAUCGUGCCCGAGCGUGACGUCGAGCUGCGCCGCGACAUGCCGCUGGUCGCGUGCGCCGCCUGCGGAGCCGUGGGGGCGGCCAGGGCCUCCAGCUUCGCGCCGCCGUGCGGCCACGCGUCGGCCAAGGGGCUGCUGGCCGUGGCGCGCCUGGAGAAGCGGCUCGCCCCAGCGAUCUCGGGCAAGGUCGCGGUGGCCAUCAGCCCGCUCAGGAGUGAAGGGUGA